UUGAACUGCUGCUUCUGUUUACAUUUUUUUUAAAUGAUUUUCGUUUUGCAGAUAUGGUGCGCACUAUGUUUACUGACAGGGAGGGUCGUGUUAUACUUAACGAGGGCACUUCUAAUGCGGAGUCUAAUGCUGAAGGUCGUCGUAUUAGGCCAACUGCUUCUGCAAGGGCACAACGACGACGAGUACAUUGGCAACAGGAAGAAGCCCAACCUGAACCCCAACCUGAACCCCAACCUGAACCCCAAUCUGAACCCCAAACAGCUGAUAUAGAUGAACCUCCACAGGAUGUUGGAUAUCCUGGUGGUCCGGUUGAUAGUUCUGUCCUUAUGACAUUUGGCGAUCAUGUUGCGACUCGACUCUGGGAUGACGAGGAUCGGGGAGAAUUAAGGGUGUUCAGCAAUGGGAAAAAAUUAAAAGAAGCUGUUAUUGAAGACGAAGAGGUUGAGCAACUGGUUAAAAGCUCGAGAUUGUAUUCGUUACUAAAAUGCAGCUAUGAAAUGAUCGACAAAGGGAUCAUUUCUGCAUUCGUAGAGAGGUGGCAUCGUGACACCAGUAGCUUUCAUCUCCCUAUUGGUGAAAUGACGAUUACUUUGGACGACGUGUCAUCUCUGUUGCAUAUUCCCAUUACCGGUGCAUUCUUCAGUGUUAAUGUAUUUAACAAGGAUGAAGGUGCAAAUAUAUUGGCAGAGCUUCUUGGAGUUAGUCACGGUGUUGCUUAUGCAGAAUUUAAUGUGACGCGGACAGCCACAGUUAGGUAUAGUUGGUUACUUGAUGUAUACCAUCAGCGUUGUCGUGAACAUCGUUGGCAGAUGGCUGCGAGAGCAUUUCUUUUGUUUUUGGUCGGUUGCACACUCUUCAGCGAUAAGAGUGCAUACGCAGUUAGUGUUGCCUAUCUUGAGUGCUUCCGGGACCUUAAUUCUUGCGGGGGAUAUGCAUGGGGUGCAGCUGCUCUUGCUUAUCUUUAUGACAAUCUUCGAGAAUGGAAAAAAUGUUUCUCAUUGGUUAAGUGA
Molecule: messenger RNA, 1010 nt
Organism: Cicer arietinum (chickpea)
Lineage: Eukaryota; Viridiplantae; Streptophyta; Magnoliopsida; Fabales; Fabaceae
Source: RefSeq, a predicted model, not a curated record